Trichoplusia ni (cabbage looper) is the source of this 3135-nucleotide messenger RNA. Its product is annotated as lactase-phlorizin hydrolase-like. Gene Ontology annotation, biological process: carbohydrate metabolic process. The coding region runs from base 75 to 2915 and encodes 946 amino acids. NCBI's taxonomy places the organism in Eukaryota, Metazoa, Arthropoda, Insecta, Lepidoptera, Noctuidae. The transcript has 22 exons. The record is from RefSeq and is a predicted model, not a curated record. Gene Ontology annotation, molecular function: beta-glucosidase activity.
UGCCUACAUAAAAUUUAUUUUGACAAAUGUAUUUCAUAAAAUGUUAAUCGCCGAUAAGUGAAAUAGUAUCCACCAUGAUCUGGUUCCUGGCAGUCGUUUUCAGCGCUGUAGCAGCAGGAUGCUGUGCCAAAGACCUGGAGUUUCCUCCAGGGUUCAAGUUCGGAGCAGCUACUGCGUCGUACCAAGUCGAGGGGGCUUGGAAUGUCAGCGACAAAGGUGUUAGUAUUUGGGAUAAGUUCGUUCAUGACGACCCGGCUACGAUCGUGGACUUGAGCAAUGGAGACGUCGCCUGCGACUCCUACCACAACUGGGAGAGGGAUGUGGAGAUGGCUGCUGAACUGGGGCUUGACUAUUACAGAAUUUCGCUAUCCUGGCCUCGCAUCCUCCCCACUGGCUUCCCCAACAAGAUCAGUGAAGACGGAGUGAACUACUACAACAAGCUGAUCGACGGUCUCCGGGCGAAGGCCAUCGAACCUAUGAUUACUUUAUACCACUGGGACCUGCCACUACCAUUGCAGGAAUUAGGUGGCUGGACUAACCCCCUCAUCGCGGACUGGUUCGAGGACUACGCGCGGGUUGUGUACACGCACUUCGGCGACCGCGUCAAGCUGUGGCUCACGGUCAAUGAGCCCAUAGUCAUAUGCGACGCUACUUACAACUCAGGAGUAUCUGCCCCCGGAUAUCUCAGCCCUGAUAUUGGAUCCUACAUAUGUAACAAAAACAUCUUGUUGGCCCAUGCUAAGGCAUGGAGGCUUUACGAUAAGGAAUUCAAGCCUAAGUAUAAUGGAAGAGUAUCUCUAGCCAACCAUUUAUUGUGGUUCGAACCUUAUUCAGAAGAAUACACCGACCUUGCAGAACUUGCCCUACAAAAUUCGGCGGGGAGAUACUCCCACCCAAUCUUCUCCGAGGCAGGAGGCUGGCCGCCAGGCGUGGAGGAAGUUAUCGCUAAAGUUUGCUUAGAGAAAGGAUAUCCCAGGUCUACCUUCCCGUCGUUCUCAAAAGAAGAAAUUGAGUUGGUUAAAGGAACAUACGACUAUUACGGCAUGAACCACUACACGAGCUCUUCCCGACGAGGAGCUGACAGCCUGGCCCUUCGGAGACGCCCCAGACCUACACGGGAAGACACUCUGAACCCUGAAGGUCUCCGCAAGCAGAUGGCGUGGCUGAAGCAGCAGUAUGGUGACCUGGAGAUCAUGAUCACAGAAAACGGACUCCCCACGUAUGAUGGUCUCAACGAUACCACGAGAGUCGACUUUUACAAAACGCAUCUGGAACAGGUCUUGCUGUCAAUUCAUGAAGAUGGCGUGAACGUUACCCACUACACAGCCUGGACGCUCAUGGAUAACUUUGAAUGGGCUGAUGGUUACACCAUUAAGUUCGGUCUGUACGAGGUGGACUUCACCGACCCGAAGCGCACGCGCACGCCUCGCGAGUCCGCCUACUACUACUCUUUACAUUUCUGUUCAAGCGCUUUGUUGGGACUGUCGUCUGCCUCAGACCUGACCUUCCCGCCAGGAUUCAAGUUCGGAGCGGCGACAGCUGCUUACCAGGUGGAAGGGGCUUGGAAUGUCAGUGAUAAAGGCGAGAGUAUUUGGGAUCACUACAGCCAUGGCCCACGCAGCAUGAUCCUGAACCACGAUACCGGAGACGUCGCCUGCGACUCCUACAACAACUGGGAGAGAGACAUCGAGAUGGCUGCGGAGUUGGGCUUGCAUUACUAUAGGUUCUCCAUAUCGUGGCCUCGCCUUCUCCCCAAAGGUUUUGACUACAAGAUCAGUGAAGAUGGGAAGGCCUACUAUAACAAACUGAUCGACGGUCUACUACAGAAGGGUAUAGAGCCAAUGAUUACGCUCUACCACUUCGAUUUACCCCAAAGUCUUCAGGAUCUUGGUGGUUGGACCAACCCCCUCAUUGCCGACUGGUUCGCGGACUACGCGAGGGUUGUCUUCUCCCUCUUUGGCGACCGCGUGAAGAUGUGGCUGACCAUCAAUGAGCCGAUCGUCAUCUGUGACAUGACGUACAAGGCUGGUUACAACCCUCCUGCGAUAUACAGCCCUUACUUCGGGGCUUAUUUGUGCAAUAAGUACAUUUUAAUGGCCCAUGCUAAGGCUUGGAGGGUUUAUGAUGAGGAGUUCAAGGCAAAGUAUCACGGAAAGGUAUCCUUGGCUCAACACCUGCUUUGGAUCGAACCCGCUACAGACUCUGACAAAGAUCUCGCCGACAUUGCCAUGCAGGCUAGUGCUGGUAGAUAUUCGCAUCCCAUAUUUUCAGAGGAAGGAGGCUGGCCACCAGCUUUAGAGAAAGCAGUGGAAGAGCUCAGCAAGAAACGAGGAUUACUCAAAUCUGUACUUCCGCCAUUUACACAAGAAGAGAUUGAGUUGGUCAAAGGUACCCAUGACUUCUACGGUUUCAAUCUCUACACCAGUCGACUUAUCAAGGCGAAGACUGAGGACACAGUUGAUCGCUGGCCGCAGACAGACGCGGCGGACCUCGGGGCUGUACUACUGGAGGCUAAUGAGUGGGGGAAAUCAUCGGUUAAUUGGUUGUCUGUGCAUCCCGAAGCGAUCCGCCGCCAAUUAAACUGGCUGAAGAAGAAUUACGGGGAUCUGGAAUACGUCAUCACUGAGAACGGAAUGGCCACAAGUUCUGGUCUACAGGAUGAAGACAGAGUCAAUUAUUACAAGAAAUAUCUUGCACAGGUGUUACUUGCUAUUAAAGAAGACGUAAUAAAUGUAACUCACUACACAGCCUGGAGUCUCAUGGAUAACUUUGAAUGGAUGUACGGAUAUUCCGUUAGAUUCGGAUUGUACGAGGUGGACUACUCGGAUCCCCAGCGCAAGCGCACCCCGAGGCAGUCAGCAAAGUACUACGCAAACGUGAUCAAAAGCAACUCGUUUGACGUGCCGAGUGAAUAGUUCUAUUCAUAUCAUUAUAUUUGUCUUAAAAAUGUAUUGAAAAGAUGUAGAUAUAUUAUUUAAAGACAAAGUCCAGUUGUAAUAAUACGUAUCAUUGUCCUUUCUGAUGUUCAGAAAGGUAUAAUUUGACAAAACCUUGAUUUAUCAGGUUAGUUCUGUGAAAAUGUAAAACGUCCAAAAUAUGUACCAACAUUUUAAUAAAAUAAACUUAUGAAGCAUU